Molecule: messenger RNA, 2073 nt
Organism: Trypanosoma theileri
Lineage: Eukaryota; Euglenozoa; Kinetoplastea; Trypanosomatida; Trypanosomatidae
Exons: 1
Coding region: 1-2073 (690 amino acids)
Source: RefSeq, a predicted model, not a curated record
AUGUUUAGUAGCAUUAUUACCUCUGGUACUACCGCUCUCAUUGUAAAACUAUGUGCAUCGAGUUCUACAAAGGUAAAUGAGAUAAUUUUUCGUACAGAUCUGCAUUCAUUUUUACAAGCACAACGUGAAUCCCAAAGUGAGAUGACACCCGUAUUGAAUUUUGUGGAGCGAUGUUUUCCUGAACUUAUUGUGGCCGCAUUACAUCCUAUUCCUGAAACUGAUAGUCUUAUUUCUCCUGUAAAGAAAGGACGUUCAAGUGAAAGUACACCACCAGAUCCAAAAGUAAUCUGUACAAACGCAACUGAAUUAGUAGCGUUCUAUUUAACUUUUUCACAAGACCCACGAACCCAGCUUGUUAAUACUGUAAAUGCAACCAUUUCUCUUUUUGAAAGUACUGACAUAAUGUCCUCUUUGGUGUCAUUAUGUUUUCAACGUUUGCUUUUAGUAGCAUUUGAAGUAAAUCCUGAAGUAGCAGCGGAAGCUAUUGCUAAUAUGUUAAGUGAAAAAGUAAUUGAAGGCGUUAUUCGUAACAUUGCUACUAGUUUUGUCGUUGCAGAGACAAUUAUGGCAGUUUUUGGAUCAGCACUAACUGCAGAAGAAAUGGUUUCUCCAGAAACUAGAACAUAUAUAUUCACAGAAAGUUGGAUACUACAUAAUUUUCCGCAGCGGUAUGCUUCCUAUAUAGAGACAGCGUUACGUUCUAAAGAUCAUCAAGCAUAUUUUUAUUUUUUUAAAGAAAUUAUGAAGCGUGGAUUUAGUCAUAGUGCGGGACCCUUGGCUGAUAUAUUUCUAAAGUAUGAAGUUGUAACAGAGUUAGUUAGAACUGUUAUUGAGUCAUGUGAGGAAGCUAGAAUAAACCCAAGUGCUAUUCCACUUGUUAGCCAAGGUGUAGAAGUUCUAUAUUCUAUAAUAUCUUUAACAAGAAAAUCCAUUAUUCCACCUGAUGAGAAGGGAAUGUACGCUGUUAAUAUAUUUUUAAAUGGACCGGUUAAAUCCUUUAAUAUGUAUGCGGAACGUUUUUGUAAACUUUUAUCUUGUGAAACAUCAGUAGUAUUACCCCGCAUUGAUGCAAUGCGUGUAACAGUUUGUGAAGUGUUUGUGGAAAUACUCCGAUUUAACAUGAAGUGUACAGAUGAAAUUAUUACUCGGAAUUUAUUUCUAGAGAAGCUGAUAUUGAUCGCAUUGAAACAUCCAAAUUCUAACCGGUUAUGUCUUCUAUUAAAGCAAUCUAUUUUAUCAAUAUUUUCAAAUGAUAGAAACAUUGAAGAAAAUAUCAUUUUACAACAUAUUAUUUCUAGAGAAACACCACCCAAACGUGGUUUUUUAUCAGAUUGCGUAAGUAUUUGCGCGAGUGAAUUCUUAUCGCAAACUUCACUUAGCGCAGUUUUAAUUGAAUCAUGUAGAAAAUUGAUUGGUAAACCUUUAUUUAGAAAAUCUACAGGUCCAUUAUGGCAUGUUAUUGAAUCAUUUAUAAACAAUCCUAUUACUCGAAAACGAAUGGAAAAUAUGGAUGAACCUAUUACUGGAGCUGGUUUUACCGCCCUAGGUUCUGGAUGUUCAGAUAAGAUUCAACACCGACCUACUAUCGAUCAUGCCGGAAGAAAAAACCGCGAGAAUUCUCUUUCCAUUUAUUCCCCUAAAGUCAACUUGGAAUCCGCCGGUGUGCGGGAUGCUGGCUUUAAUGGAAACAAUCGAGCAGAACAAUACAUUACAGAGGAAAAGGGUGCGGAAUCAAAAGCUCUAAAUAAUGAUGCUUCUGACGGCGCGGCAUUUUGUAAAAUGAAUGAGAUUUCCCGUGAAGGAGAAGAUACCGUUACGGUGGAAUUAGAGUCGGGAGAUGAAAAUUUGGAUUGCGAGGUGUCCGCGCAGGUUCGUGCUUACCCUAAAUUUGGGGAGAUGAAGUUGUCUUUUGAGGUGCGUGAUGGUGGAAUUCAAGAGAAUCAAAAUGAAUGCAACGUUGACGCGAUUUUACAUUGCAGAGAUGGCUCAGUUGAUUCACUUGAUGGGGAAGGUUGGGCGCACGAGGCGGCCGCUGCUGUGAGUCAAGCGCUGCGGACAAAUCCGGACCAUUGA